Lactuca saligna is the source of this 672-nucleotide messenger RNA. The record is from the annotation of a GenBank genome assembly. NCBI's taxonomy places the organism in Eukaryota, Viridiplantae, Streptophyta, Magnoliopsida, Asterales, Asteraceae.
AUGUCAAGACUAUCUACUGAGCUCUUUGAGAAUGAAAUGAAGCAUUUUAUUUCAAGAAAACUUCUACUUGACACGUACUCAUACCAACAACCAGCGGCUGCUGUGACAGCUCCAUCAUCGUCAAGCCCACAUACAGAACAUAACAACUUUGAUGCGAAUGUGGUGAUGGUGCUGUCAGUGCUGCUAUGCGCUCUGAUUUGUUCACUAGCGUUGAACUCCAUCAUCAGGUGCGUAUUAAGAUGCACGGGAUUAUCUAGUUCAGAAAGCAGCGGUAGCGUGGAAAUUACUUUAGUUAAAGCCAACACUGGAAUCACGAAGAAAGCAUUAAAGAGUUUCCCAACAGUCAGCUAUUGGGAAGGACUGAAGCUACCAGGAUUAGACAAGGAAUGUGUGAUAUGCUUGGGUGAUUUUUCAACAGGAGAGCUAGUAAAAAUCCUGCCCAAGUGCAACCAUGGAUUUCAUGUGCGUUGCAUCGAUAAAUGGCUGAGUUCACAUUCAUCUUGUCCAACUUGCAGGAACUCCUUACUCGAAACAUGUCAAAAGAUCGUCACAGGUGGGAAUUAUAGCGACAUUGCCUCUUCGCAACCCCUAGAGCAAGGUCCAAGAAAUACUACUAUUCUAACCAUAUUGCCUGUACCACAUGAAGGUCUUGUACGAAAUUAUGAGACGUAA